GAGAACUUUCUAGUAGUAUUUUGUUACUAUUAAUUAAGGGAUGGUGAAAGUGACAAUUAUAGGGAGGGUAAGUGAUGGGAUGCCCUUAGCACAAGGUCCAAGAUUACAUGAAGAGAAUAAUGAUGUUUUAACAACUUACAAGAAACAAGCUGAGUUCAUUCUCAAGGAAAUUUCUUUACAAGCCUUGCCAUCUUCCAAGAUGACCAUUCUUGUAGAUCACCAUAGCUUCAACUACAUGGUUGCAAAUGGGAUUUGUUACCUGAUGUUGUGCGAGUCGUCGUACCCAAGAAAGCUUGCAUUCCAUUAUCUACAAGAUUUGCAGCAGGAGUUUGAAAGAUUAGAUAGCAGUCUUGUUGACAGAAUAACAAAACCAUAUACCUUCAUCAAACUUGAUAAUAUCAUUGGCAACAUUAGGAAGCAAUAUGUGGAUACAAGAACACAAGCAAAUUUAUCUAAACUAAAUGCUCAUCGUCAAAAGGAAUUAGAUAUCGCAACAGAGGAAUUGUCACUAAUAACAGAGAGAAGGCGAAGAGUAGAAAUGAUGGAACGAAUGAUGGAAGCUCACAUAAGUACUUCUCCAGUCUGGGAGUCUAAAAGGCUUGAGAUCAUCGCGCUGAAAUGGACACCGAUUACAAUCCUUCUUGUUGUUGCUUCUGUUCUUCUAUGGACCGGCUUAAUCCUCCAAGAUGAUUUUCGAUAAUGGUGAACUGAACUUUGUACUUUCUAAAGCCAUAGUCAAGAAAGUGGACAUAAGCAACUAACAAAUUGUUCAUACUGUUAUUAUUGGGAUUUGAUGCCUCAUUCAUAUGUGUCCAGUAGAUCAAUCGAUCACUUAAUGUAUUGAUUCUUAAAUUGUUAACUUAUUAGACUACUUGGCACUUGUA
Molecule: messenger RNA, 884 nt
Organism: Solanum verrucosum
Lineage: Eukaryota; Viridiplantae; Streptophyta; Magnoliopsida; Solanales; Solanaceae
Product: 25.3 kDa vesicle transport protein
Exons: 5
Coding region: 41-700 (219 amino acids)
Biological process (GO): retrograde vesicle-mediated transport, Golgi to endoplasmic reticulum; vesicle fusion with Golgi apparatus; endoplasmic reticulum to Golgi vesicle-mediated transport
Cellular component (GO): endoplasmic reticulum membrane; ER to Golgi transport vesicle membrane; Golgi membrane
Molecular function (GO): SNAP receptor activity
Source: RefSeq, a predicted model, not a curated record